Prunus armeniaca (apricot) is the source of this 1569-nucleotide messenger RNA. The record is from the annotation of a GenBank genome assembly. Lineage: Eukaryota; Viridiplantae; Streptophyta; Magnoliopsida; Rosales; Rosaceae.
AUGGUGAAGAAGACAGAGAGGAAAGUAAACAUCUCCGGGAAGCCGAAGCACUCGCUGGACGCGAACCGUACCGAUGGAAAGAGCAAGAGCAAGGACGCGCGUACUGGGGCCACGGUUCGCCGGCUCAAGAUGUACAAGACGAGGCCCAAGCGUGACAGCAAGGGAAAGGUCUUGAGGAACGAUUUCCAGUCCAAGGAGCUGCCUAACACUCGUAUUCAACCUGAUCGCCGCUGGUUCGGGAAUACUCGGGUUGCAUCGCAGCAGCAGCUUGACAUUUUCCGCGAGGAGCACAGUAAAACGGUGGCUAGCAACUACAAUGUUAUUUUGAAGGGGAAGCAACUGCCCUUGUCCCUCUUGAAUGACCAUCAGAAGCAAACCAGAGUCCAUCUCCUAGAGAGAGAGUCAUUUUCCGAUGCAUUUGGACCUAAGACAAAGAGGAAGCGUCCAAAACUCAUCGCAGCAGAUUAUGAGUCCUUAGCUAAGAAAGCUGAUGGUUCUCAGGACAUGUUUCAGCAGAAGCAUGCUGAUGACAAUACUGCAGAAGGUAGUGAAGGGGAUGGAGUUAGGGACCUGGUCCGGCAUACAAUGUUUGAUAAGGGUCAAAGUAAACGUAUCUGGGGUGAGCUCUACAAAGUUAUUGACUCUUCAGAUGUUGUUGUCCAGGUUUUGGAUGCAAGGGAUCCACAGGGUACAAGAUGUUACCACUUAGAGAAGCAUUUGAAAGAGCAUUGCACACAUAAACACUUGGUUCUUUUGUUAAACAAGUGUGAUUUGGUUCCUUCGUGGGUGCUCAGCCGUUGGUUGAAUGUAUUAAAGGACGACUUUCCAACUAUUGCGUUUCAUGCUAGCGUCAACAAAUCAUUUGGCAAGGGAACUCUUCUAUCAGUGCUGAGACAAUUUGCCCGCUUGAAAAGUGACAAGCAAGCCAUUUCUGUGGGGUUCGUUGGGUAUCCCAAUGUUGGAAAGUCAUCUGUCAUCAACACAUUGCGAACAAAAAAUGUUUGCAAGGUUGCUCCUAUUCCAGGGGAGACUAAAGUGUGGCAAUAUAUAACACUCACAAAGAGGAUUUUCUUGAUUGAUUGCCCUGGAGUUGUCUAUCAAAGCGGUGACUCUGAAACAGAUAUUGUACUGAAGGGCGUGGUACGUGUCACAAAUUUGGAGGAUGCUACAGAACAUAUAGGAGAAGUAUUGAAACGAGUUAAGAGGAUCCACCUGGAAAGAGCAUAUAAGAUAAAAACCUGGGAUGAUGAUAAUGACUUCCUCUGUCAGCUGUGCAAAUUGUCAGGCAAACUUUUGAAGGGUGGUGAACCUGAUUUGAUGACUGCGGCAAAGAUGGUCCUCCAUGACUGGCAGAGGGGUAAGAUACCAUUUUUUGUGACCCCUCCGGAACGAGAAUUGCCAUCAGAUGAGCCUGGUAUCAAUAACAUAGAAAAUGACACCGCAGUAGAUAGCAAUCAGGAGUCAACUUAUAAAGCCAUUGCGGAUAUUAUUUCAUCUCAGCAGCUAAGUAGCAUCCCUGUCCAAAAAGAUCUUUUUACUGAAGAAGAGUUGAAAGGCGACGAGGCCUAA